AAACAAAAAAAAGCCCUUCGACCUCUUCUUUCUCAGAUUCACUCAAUUCCAUCAAUUCUCUCAUAUUUCUCUUCUUCCUCCAAGUCACUCAGUCAGUGUUCUUCUUCCUCCGAUAUUCCCCGCCGGUUCAGAUUCACGUAUUAUUUCCACUCGAUUAGAAAGAACGAAGAAAACCCAAUCUCCGUCAAACUCAACCUUCCUCAGCUCACUACUGUCACCUUUCUCUUCACUGGUGGACUAAGAAGAAGACCUAAGUGUCCUGUUACUGGAAAAAAGAUCCAAGGGUCACUAAAAAUUGGAGUAAAAGUGCCUAAAGUCUCCAAGUCAAAGAAAAUUUCAUGGUCAAAAAUUCGGUGUCCCCGUCAAAUUAAUAGCAUUGACUGUGGAUAUUUUGUAAUGCGAUUUAUGAAAGAGGUCAUUGUGCAAAAUGAAAUUAUGAUCCCCGUAAAUUACUUUCCUGACCACAAAUGUCAUACCUACUCUAUGGAUAAGUUAACCGAGAUCAAGGAGGAUUGGGCUACCUAUAUGGUGGAUGAUAUUUUUGGAAAACAAGAAGCAGUUAUUUUGCCUAGCUAGCUAGCAAAGUGAUUAUAUAUCUGGGUUUGGCAGUGCUUUGGUUCGCGAAGUAGUUACUUGAUGUUGUUUUGUAGUCCUUUCUUGUUUUGUUAGAUGUUUUCUUUAGUUUAGAUAAUAUGCCUAACUAAGUGAUUUUACUUUUGUUUGGAAUUUGGUUUGAUGUACUCUUAGUUGGACCAAAUGAAUUACUUAUGACAAAAGUUCUAGCUUAAUUUCAUUGAGAUCAAUGUUGA
Vicia villosa (hairy vetch) is the source of this 809-nucleotide messenger RNA. RefSeq lists its product as uncharacterized. Lineage: Eukaryota; Viridiplantae; Streptophyta; Magnoliopsida; Fabales; Fabaceae. The annotation marks the transcript as partial. The record is from RefSeq and is a predicted model, not a curated record. The transcript is spliced from 6 exons.